This is a messenger RNA of Ceutorhynchus assimilis (cabbage seed weevil), 539 nucleotides long. Lineage: Eukaryota; Metazoa; Arthropoda; Insecta; Coleoptera; Curculionidae. The record is from the annotation of a GenBank genome assembly.
AUUUUUAUCUCGACUGUCUCACUUCACUCUACCCAUCGAAGCUCUCUUCUUUUUUCUUUUCUUUUGAAAAACAUUUUUGUUGUGAGUAGACUCGUUUCGUGUCUUUCGACUUAAAAUGCGUUACGUGGCUGCUUACCUUUUGUCCGUCUUGGGCGGAAAAGCCUCCCCCAGUGCGGCUGACAUUGAAAAAAUCCUUGGGUCAGUAGGUAUCGAAGCUGAAGCAGAAAAACUGAAAAAGGUCAUCUCUGAGCUCAAUGGCAAAUCCAUCGAGGAAGUUAUUUCUCAGGGCCGAGAAAAGUUGAGCUCCAUGCCCACUGGUGGCGCUGCUGCACCCGCCGCCGCCGCUGGUGCUGCUCCAGCAGCCGAAGAGAAGAAAGAGUCCAAAAAAGAAGAAAAGAAAGAAGAAUCCGAAUCAGAGGAUGAUGACAUGGGCUUUGCCCUAUUUGAUUAAAAUGUUUUAAUCAUAAGUACAAUUUUUAUUUUAAAUUAAAACUAAAAAAACUGGAAUUGUGUUAUUUUCAUUUUUAAUAAAAAUACCC